GCACAGAACAGAAGCCCAGAAAGAAAGAGAGAGAGAUUUAUUUUUUCCUAAAAAAAAAGAGAAAUAUAUUUAACAGAGAAACACGGAAAAUAAAUCAGAUAGAAAAACGGGGAAAGGACAAAAAGGAAAAACCGUCUAGGGUUGCCUUGAAUCUCUCUCUUUCCAGAUAUUAGAUAAUUAGAAAUAGAUAUGUAGGGCUUUUCAAUCGAUUCCUUCUUUAUUUUCUUACAAUUAGGGUUUUCGAAAGAGGUAAGUUGAUUUAACUGCUGGGUCUCAUUUUCUUUUCUUAUCUUUCUUGGGACAGUGGUGUUGGAGUUUGGGUUUUAAUCGACCCAACCCUGAAAUCGGUGCUUUUGGGAAUUGGACUUUUAACAUUUUACCGAGAAUCGGAGCUGGAAAAGGAUCAUUUUUUUAGCGACUCUUUCUUAACACAAUAUAUUGUAUUUUUUUACGAUCUGUAAAUAUGCGAGGAGUGCACAAAUCAAAAAGGGUUACUUGGGCAUCAGACGUUAACCUUUGUCAGAUAAGGUUGUUUCUAUCAGAGGAAUCACCUUCACAAGUUGGGGUGGGUGGUCAAGAUCACCUCCAAGCAAAAACCUCGUUGGUAUCACAUAUAAAUGGGGCUACUGGGGAUGACUUUCUGCCUCCGGGAUUCGAAGGAGCUCAUUCUACAAGUCAUCCGCAGAUUAACUUGCUAGAAAUUGCUACCAUUAAAUGGAGAUGUCCUCUAAGGUUUAUUUUGGACUUGAAUUGGCAAGUUGUUGCCGGAGAGGAAAGUGAAGAGGUGGAGAUUCAAAAUCAGAGAGAAGUGAGAGUGCUUGAAGCUGUUUAUCCUCGGCCAUCUGCAAUUCCUACAAACUCUUCUGUUUCAGCAGACGUGGAAAAUUGUGACUAUGACGAUCAGCAAACUCCUCAAAUACCCAUCACUCCUAUUGAAGAUGAGGAUGCAGCAACUGAAACUCCCAUUAGUUCACAGCCGCAGUGGUUGGCUCCUGGUAUUUUACCUCCUCUGCGUGGCAGUAUGCCAAGUGUUUCAAGUGGUUCAGCUGAUGAAAAACCUGCUUCUGGGAUGAUCCUUAAUGUUGAACCCGGUGUAGCAGCUGCUGCCUUUGCAGCAGUUAACCAAAACAAUGAAUCUGGAAACAUGAUUGAUCCUGAGUUUCUCGUUAAAAUUCUCAGCAAUCCCAGAUUGAUUGAGAAAUUAGUUACUGAUUAUGGAGUGGCUUCAGGUGCUCAAAACUUACCUGAAUCAACAUCCCCUCUGGCAACUUCUCCCAAUCCACCCCCACCUGUAAAUCUCUCCAACCCAUUUCCUGCCCACAUCAAUAGAACAGAAAAUGGUACUGCAUCCUUAUCAGCUACUUCUAGUGGAGCAUUUUUUGCUCAGCCUAAUGGGGUUGGAGUUGGACCGUCAAAUAAACAAGGUGUUACACCCAAUCCCCAUCCAAUAUCUGUUUCACCAGCUGUUGGGCUUCCCCAGAAAAAGGAUGUAAACUAUUACAAGAACUUGAUUCAGCAACAUGGAGGAGAAAGACAAGAGCCAGCUCAAAAGUUCAACAGCCGAUACAACCAGCACCUAAGACCGAACCAAGAACUAAUAAACAACACCAAAUUGAGAGAUUCUAGACCGAAGAUAAUGAAGCCUUGUAUGUACUUUAACAGUUCCAGGGGAUGCAGGAAUGGAGCCAAUUGCGCAUACCAACAUGAUACAUCUUCCCACCAGAACAGUGGGAAUAAUGUUGCGGAGGUGCCGAAUACAAAGAGAAUGAAAAUGGAUAGAGAGAUAAGCGGUUAGAAAAUACAGAGCGCAAGUAUGGUUAGAAAAUACAGAGUGCAUGUAUGCCUUUUUCACAUGCAAAAAGCGUACUGCAGCUCUAUCUUUUAUUGGCUUUGCUUAGGUUCUUUUUGGAAUUAGUAUAAUUCUAGUACUUCCUUUUUACCCCUCGCUUUGCAUCAAGCUUUUAAGAUUCAAUGGGCUAGAUAGAGAGCCUUGAUUAUCACAACCGAUUGCGGAUUUUCAUCCAUGAAGUGCAUUUUUUUGGGUUUUUUCUUUCUUUCGUCUUGCAUCGACUGCAAAUGUUGCUUACGUACGUAUAUAUUACAGUAUGACAGUUGCUCUGUCCAUACAGUUUGAUUUAUAUUACAGGGAGUAUUUUCUGCA
Molecule: messenger RNA, 2161 nt
Organism: Gossypium raimondii (Peruvian cotton)
Lineage: Eukaryota; Viridiplantae; Streptophyta; Magnoliopsida; Malvales; Malvaceae
Product: zinc finger CCCH domain-containing protein 6
Exons: 4
Coding region: 464-1795 (443 amino acids)
Molecular function (GO): metal ion binding
Source: RefSeq, a predicted model, not a curated record